AUGAAUCAACAACAACAACAAGCUUCCUCCUCAUCCUACUCCUCAUCGUCUUCUUCCUCCACGAACCAGGAAGUCAAGACCCCUCCCCAAUCCAUCACUCCUCUUCCCCGUCUAGCCAACGAGGGUCGUAUAUUUGCUCCUGCGGCGCUUGACAACCCACCACCACCUCCUCCUCCUCCUCCUCCUCCUCCUCAACAACAACUAAGGAGGAGUCCACGAGCCAAGAUACCCAGUAAGAGAAAACUGGAAUCGCUCGAAUACCAAGCGGAGGAAGCGAGGGAAAAGGCGGAGAGAAAGGCGGAGGCGGAGGAGGAGUAUAGAAGGGAGAGGGAGAGGUUGAAUCAGAUGAUGUGGGGGUGGAGGUGGUCUAGGAGGUGUAAGAAGUUUGGAGGAAAGGGAUGUGGAGGGGAAUGUUGUGAGAUGGGAUAG
Sclerotinia borealis F-4128 is the source of this 429-nucleotide messenger RNA. Lineage: Eukaryota; Fungi; Ascomycota; Leotiomycetes; Helotiales; Sclerotiniaceae. The record is from the annotation of a GenBank genome assembly.